Molossus molossus (Pallas's mastiff bat) is the source of this 2328-nucleotide messenger RNA. It is a transcript of the gene TMEM106A, whose product is annotated as transmembrane protein 106A. The transcript is spliced from 10 exons. Bases 330 to 1118 code for a protein of 262 amino acids. The record is from RefSeq and is a predicted model, not a curated record. Lineage: Eukaryota; Metazoa; Chordata; Mammalia; Chiroptera; Molossidae.
UCGCUUGCAGCCGUUUCCGUCGCUGUGUUAGCGGUCUCUUGCUGAAGGGGCCCGGUUUUCCUGCAAUCUGGCCGACCCCAGCCGUGGCUUUUCGGCGACCGUGCCUUGCAGGCUCUCCUCCCCAUAGACCCAAUCCAAAUCUCUCUUGCCGCUGUGAGGAUCCCCGGAUCCCACACCUGAACCAGGCAGAUUGAGCUCUCCUACAAUAAUGAAAGGAAUUGAAAUGCAUUGAGAUUUCUGACCUGAGAGUCCAGUGUAACUGCUCGAUUUUCAAUACCCUAGCUUGCUUAGGCUUGAACUUGCUGAAAUUGUGUGAAAAAGCUCCCAGAAUGAUGGGUGAGACAUUCUCCCAGCUGGGCUCUCAGGAGGAUGAAAACAAGUCGAUCCUACCCCCUGACCCAGCCGUUGGUAGCAAGGCUGCCAAAUAUGCCAGCAAUGGUAGCAGCAAGUGUUUUUCUUCCUGUGCGCCAUGUGAAAGGGCUGCCGGUGCCAGCUUUGUAACUUGUCCCACCUGCCAGGGCAGUGGGGAGAUCCCUCGAGAGCUAGAGAAGCAGCUGGUGGCCCUCAUCCCCUAUGGAGACCAGAGGCUGAAGCCCAGGCACACGAAGCUCUUCGUGUUCCUGGCAGUGCUCAUCUGCCUGGUGACCUCCUGCCUCGUCAUCUUUUUCCUGUUUCCCCGGUCCAUUGUUGUGCAGCCUGGGGGCCUGAACUCCUCCACUGUGGCCUUUGACGAGACUGAUAUCCGCCUCAACAUAACGAAUAUCUUGAACAUCUCCAAUAGCAACUACUACCCUAUCACUGUGACCCAGCUAACCAUUGAGGUUCUGCACCUGUCCCUCGUGGUGGGGCAGGUCUCCAACAGCCUCCUCUUACACAUCAGCCCUUUGUCCAGUGAACAGAUGUUUUAUGCAGUAGCCAACAGGAUCUGGGAUGAAAACACAUACAAGAUCUGUAGCUGGCUGAAAAUCAAAGUCCAUCAUGUGCUUUUGCACAUCCAGGGCACCGUGACCUGUACCUACCUGAGUCAUUCAGAGCAGCUGGUCUUCCAGAGCUAUGAAUAUGUGGACUGCCGGGGAAACACAUCAGCGCCCCACUUGUUGGUCCCUCACCCGCCGUGACCUGUCUGCUGUCCCCAAACUCCAGGCACCUGCCAGCCUGGUCUGUACCUCUCACAACUCUGUGCUACCUGAGGAAGGACUGUGGUGACUUUGCCCAAGGAAAAGCACUGCUUUAUCAUACCACCCCCACCCCUGGACACACACACUCCUCAGCACAGGAAGCUCUCAGAUGUCCUGGUUCUGCCGGGGUUUCCACUUGGUCUGUCUUGAGGCAAGUCUGACCUGCUGUUUCCUCAGAGUUCCUUAGAAUCCUUGGCAUGGCCCCUGCCCUUUCUGUUCUGAGCACCUUAGUUGCCCAGCUCCUCAGGUCUGGCUUUCCACCUGCCUGAAAGUGGAGAAGCUUCCAUUUAUCUGUCUUUAAAAACAGGAAUUCUUUUCAGGUUCUCCACCUAGUGGCUCUGCAUCCUUCCUGGUUAAAAACGAUCCUGGUUCCUAGGAAGACAACCGUUCUCUAGCUCAAGCUUCUCUCCUUGAAACAGUUUUAUUAUUGUCUUUAUAGGAGGAGCAAAGUAGUAGGGGAGGGGAGGGAGGCACCUGGCACCCCUUGGGCCUACACAGGAAAAACAAAGCCAGAGUCAUUUUAGAAGGUAUUUAUUUAUUGAAGGAGAGCUUCUGGCUGGUGGUGAGCCCACAGCCCUGAGCCCAUGCAAGUAGACACAGGCAGGCCAAGCAGUGGGCCCAGCUGCUGUCUCCCCCAAAGCCUGCAGAGGUGAAGCUGCACCAGGACCCACCCUCUGCUCCCAGAGGCCUCUGCGUUCCUUUGGGCAUUGACAGUAUGAAGCGGCACAUCAGUAGGGACUGGUCUCACACCCUCUUUGCUGUCACUCAGAUGAAGCCAAGCCCCAGGUCUUCCAGGUCCAACUGGGCUCCGAGUGGAGGUUUCUGUUCUUUAGCUGAGCAGAAUGGUAUUUGCUCACCAAAAGUGGCUAAGGUUUUAUCACACAGGCAGAGAUGAGCUUCGGCGGUGGGGAAAGCUGAACUUAAAGUGGGAUGGAUGAAGACGGGGAACUGGUGACAACUGGUGACUGGUUGGCUGGCUGGGAGGACGAGAGGAAGGAAGGAAGUUGUGCUGUCUCUGCACUUUCAUGUCUGGGUAACUGGGGUCAAGGUGGUGCUGGCAGGAGCACAGAAGUCCGGGAAGGCCAGGCUAGAGCUGCUUCUGUGUGUAAGUCACCAAAUGUAAAGAAUUUAUAUUGUUGUCAAUAAACUA